AUGUCGCUAAUGAACGCGCUGGUAGUCGGUGCGAUUUGCAAAGACCCGAGUAGAAAUUUGAAAACGGUGCCGUCCAAUUUGCUGAUCGCCAGCCAAGCCAUUGCAGAUUUCUUUGUUGGCCUAAUCCAUGACCCGUUGUGUGGCUGGUGGAUUUUAACGUUCUCAUCGACCGCCGCUCACGUUAUAGAGGCUGUCAGCUCCCUUUUCUUGGUUGCAUCGGUUUUACAUGUUGUCGCGUUGUCUUUCGAUCGUUAUAUUGCUGUUUGGCGGCCAUUGAGCUACCCCUCUUUCGUCACCAAGAAAAAAGUGACCAUCUGGUGUAUUGUGAUAUGGUCUUACAGUUGCACGGCAUACCGCAUUGUGCUCAGAGAGCUUAACCAUCCGAUUGUCAUCAUAAAUAUCCUAUCUGGAACUCAUACCAUUUUGCCUUCAUUCAUAAGCGUAAUUUUCUACAUCCGUAUUUACUUUGCAUUGCGAAACAACAGGAAAAGGGCCUGUGUAUUGGAUGAUUCAGGGCAAAUAGUAGCGAACGCAUAUAGAAGAGAAAGGAACAUGACAAAGGCUAUGAUGGCAGUCUUGGGUCUUUUUCUCCUGUGCAUCACACCUUGGUUUCUUCUUUACCAAGUCAUUGGUGCUUGUCCAACUUGCAGCGAACACACAUCUGUUGAAAUGUACUUGUUUGCAAUAUUUUAUUAUAUCUUUUUGCUGAAGUCCUUUCGAAAUUCAGAUCAGCCUUCAAAAUCAUGCUAAAAACCAAUAGGAUCUUACGGACUGACAGAAUAGGGACUACAGAAACCCGCAACUAAGAACCUACAUUUUUAGGAGUUAGCCUAAACAGGUUCUUAUAUAAAUGGUAGUUAACAGAAUUUUAGGCUAUUUAGGUUCUUAAAAUGGGUUCUUAAUCCUGGAGAAAAAACAAUUAAAACACAGCUGCAAACAAGUUGGUCAUUAGCUUAUACUUUUAUUUUCUUCAGCCCCACCCCAACCUCCACCCCCAAAAAAACAUAUCUUGCACUCAUUUUUCUUUAAAAAACAUUUUUACAACAAUGGCAAUCUGCUUUUUUUGCUUCAAAUAUGAUUCUUGCAAUGCAGCUGUAAUGUACUAGUAUGAUUUUAGAAAAUAAGAACCUGUUUUAAAUUUCUUAUGCUAAAUAGGUUCUUGUUUAUAGGGAGUAUAAAUGACCAAUUUUAGGCUAACAGGUUCUUAAUUUUUAGGUUCUUAGUUGCGGGUUUUUACUGUAUGACAAAUUAACCAUGGAAGAUCUCGAUUGUUUGUGUUGUUUUGUUCUCUAACUGUACUGCAUGAUUCCCUAUUUGAUACGUGCAUAUUAGUCAUGAUCGAAAUGUAAAAUUUACGAAGUUCCAGAUGUUCCCAUCCUAAUUUGAUCACUCUAGAAUGACUGGAAAAGAGCGUAUUGAUUUAUGUACAAGUAUACUUUGAUUUUUUUUUUCAACAACUGCCAUUCCAAGCCUUAUCAAAUAAUUUCAAUUUUAUACAGUAUUGAUUAAUGUUCUUUAAAUUAACCAAGAUAACACUAGUGUGUACCUAAGCAUGUUCAUGAUUUGUCAAAGACCUUGGAGUAAUUUUUGAUCCCACACUAUCUUUUGAUAAUUAUAUUUCUACUACAGUGUCGUCUUGCAUGUCGAAACUAUCUCAAAUAAGCCGCAUUAGAUUCGUUUUUAAUAAGGAGUUACACUUGAAACCGAAAUAACCGCGCUCGUUUCCAGCAAACUGUAUUACUCUUCGUCGGUAUGGUCAUCCACCUUACUGCCUGUAAUGUUCGUAACUUACAAUACGUUCAAAACUUUGUCGCGCGAAGUAUUUGCAACGUAAAGAAGUAUGACCAUAUCUCUCCUAAGAAAUCUACGUUAGCUCCCUGUAAAAACACAACUGUCUUGUCGGGAUGCUACUUUAAAAUUUAAAUGUAUGACGGGUCAAGCGCCCGAAUAAUUAAGAUAUAUGUUUACUACAAGGGACAGCGUAUCUGGACGUACAACCAGAAACUUUCAACAACUAAACAUUCCUCUUUUUAAAACUGUGACACGGCAGAAAACUUUUUUAAUUAAAGAAGUGUAUCUGUCUGGAAUAAGCUAGAUUCAAGGAUCAAAUUAUGCAAGAAUUCCGCUUCCUUCAAAAGAGCUUUAAAAAAUCACCUUCUGAAUAAAUUUUGAAAUUGACAAUAAUUUCAUUUUAAAGAUAAAUAAUUCAUAUUGUAUACAUUGACCGUAUGAAGUUUAAGUUAGCAAGCUAUUUCAAUGUAACUUAAAUGUAAAUCGUCGCCCGAAUGAUGUCAAUAGGUCUUGUAUAUAUAGAUUUUGCUCUUGUAAUCCUGUAAAUUAUUAUUUUUUAAAAUCCUAUUUGAUCACUGAAAAGCCCCAGAUGUGGAUGUGUUCAAUAAAUGUGUGUAUCUAUUUUAAUUAUUAUUAUUAUUUUUUUUUAUGAGAUUAACCCGUCGGGCAGAAUGAUAUAGAUACCAAUCGUUUGGACAUUAUCUUAACGAUAUAUUGGAUAACGAACGAAAUGAAAAAAUAUACCACUCGUAUCUAUAGCAUUAUUAUUAAUAUUAUAUUUAUCAUAAUUAUUAUUUUAAAUUCAUUUAUUAUUUCAUUCAUUUUUUCCUAACUCUGAAUAAUAAACAAUUCAGGAGCUCCUGACAAUUGGGUUAGGCUUGCCUUAUCGCAACCCUUUCCUGAUCUAUAGCCCUAUCAAAAAUACGACACAAGCCGCCAUUUGGCUCAAGCUCUUCCCAUAAGCCUAUUAACCGUGGAUGACUUGGUCUUUCACGAUUUUGUCUCCGCUUUCAAACAUUCAGUUUGCUUGUAUAUAAGACUGCAUAAUUAGCCCGGUUAUAUUUCAUCUGCAUGGCAUACUCUUUCCACCUCCCCCUCCCCCUGCCCUUCCUGUCUGAGGUUUUUUUGAUUUUUUUUCCUAGACGAUAAAACAUCAGCAACUGACAUUUUCAGUAGCUCUUCGUUUAUUUCUCCUGCGUAUUUUGAAACAAGUUUAGAGAUGGUCAGUUACCAUGGUCACGAGAUAUGACGUCAUAACUAGCAGGUGGUCAAGCCAUUUUUGAGUGAAAAUGCAUGUUUUUUCAAAUUCUUUCAACAAUAAAAGCAAAGCUUGUGGAUGAAGUGAUGCAAAGUGGUUAUUUAUGUGUUAUUUUACGUGUCACGCACAAAAAAUACCGUUUUUCGCGGUCUUAAUCUGAUUUCUUAUUCUUGGCAAAGUCGAAGAUGGCGGCCAAGGUGGCGACCAUUAUUGUUGACGUCACAGGGCUCCAGCAGCGCCACCACCCAUAAAUAUACCUCACUGAGAAAGAUCAAAGGCUUUCUACUGAAGGCAAAAGUGUUUCGAAAUACCGCAACAUGUCAAAAAACUCUGGGGAGAGGUUCCAUCAACAUUCACCCCCCUUGUAUUACGGUGGGGGUAUAAAUUUGUCUGCACGUCUGACGUUAAAUAAGUAUAGGUUGCGCAUGAUCCUGGGGUCAAACCUUUCACUUGCAGUUAAUAUUAAUUUAUAAAGAAAUUAACAUUUUCUUGAAUCUUGGACAAAAUUUCCACAAGAUAACAGUCAAGCGCCAAAAGCUCUAAAAUUUAAUCGUCAACCGUCAAAAUUGGAAAAAAAAAACGUCAAAAGUCAAAUCUCCUUGCUUUGAGACCCUCUUCUUAUGGGAAAGAAUUAAUACCCCUCUUCUAGUUAUUCCUGUUUCCUUAAAAUACAUUUUCUCUUAGAUAAGCAUAAUCUGCGGAAGUCCAAAGUCACGCGCGGAAAGGGAAGUCGUGAAUAAAAUAAAUGUUUUAUAAGUUCAUGUUGAAUUUACCUGAUUCAGCUGUUUUAUUCCUUUUUUAACAAUUAUUUAAAGCUCUUACUUUUCUAUCAAUUCUUUAUUUUUGACAACAGAACCGAACUUUACAUUUACACCUUUCUGAACUUGGCAGCGAUUAUCAUAUUCUAUGUUUUGCUCUUCCUGUAAUCGAUGUUAAUAUGCAAAUGAAACGAGAUACCUCUAUUAAGUCAUCAAAAACAGGAACAGCAUUUGGACCGUCUUUUCUAUAACAGCAAUCUCCUUGCAAUAUGAAUUCCUGUCGCCAACACAAGAGGUGUAUGACGGAUUCCCUGUACUGAAAGAAAAGAAAAGCUUCAGAUUUUAACUCCACGGCAAUGCAGUUUUCAAUCACCGAUGUUACAACAUUUUCUACCCAUGGAAAAAAAACCGUCUAUGUCUAGAAUUUAUUUAUUCCUACGCGAAGUAUAUUUGUAAUUACAAAAGAUGUCUCGCAUUGGAAGUCCAUGGACGAUUUUUGCGGGUAAGUCUUCUUCUAUUAGUUAAUAUUUUGUUGUUUAAAAAGGGGUAAAAAGAGGUUAUUAUAGAUUGCUUCGGAAACUUAUUUCAUCACAACUCACUUUUUUGCCGUCUUCAAUUAAAGGAAAAGUUGUUUAAUUAGCAUAUUCGUGUUUAUUUUUUAGUCGACACAAUGGAAGUUAUAAGCAUGCUAAAGGAAAAGAUAAUCUUCACUACAACGAUCGCGCGGGUAUAUAUUACAUAAAGUAUUUUUCUCUUACAGUAGAAACUAAGAUGAUAUUGUAAAACGUUUACGAUGGGAAUAUUUCAGGCGAGGUUAAAACGAUCGACUAUUUUGGAAGUCAGUGAACGUCAUGUUACACAGGUUAUGAUACAUCAAAACUGAAAGAUGGAGAGUUCGGUGAAAACUUUCGUAUAACAAUAAUUGUAAAUGCCACACCACUCAUUAAUAUCGAUUACAAAAUUCUGUUCGCCGGCAUUAGCAAUCCAAGUUCGAGUUUGUGAGGGCUUCGCAAAUGUUUGAGAAAUUUCUGCUGUAAUUGACACCAGUUUUUCGAAACGCGAGCAAUUAUAAGUAUGCUAAAGGAAAAGAUAACCUUCACUACAAUAAACUUCGAUCGCGCGGGUAUAUAUUACUUGGAGUAUUUUUCCUUUACAGUAGAAAGUAAGAUGAUAUUGUAAAACGUUUACGAUGGGAAUAUUUCACGUGAGGUUAAAACGAUCGACCAUUUUAGAAGUCAGUGAUCGUCAUGUUACGUAGGUUAUGAUACAUGAAAACUGAAAGAUGGAGAGUUCAGUGAAAACUUUCGUACAACAAUAAUUGUAAAUGCCACACCACUCAUUAGUCUCGAUUACAAAAUUCUGUUCGCCGGCAUUAGCAAUCCAAGUUCGAGUUUGUGAGGGCUUCGCAAAUGUUUGAGAAAUUUCUGCUGUAAUUGACACCAGUCUUUCGAAACGCGAGUAGUUAGUUUAUUAGAGGACAGUUCUAUAUGGAUUUAAAUACGUACAAAAUCCUCGUGCUAAUUUUCCAUUUGCGUUAAAUAAAGAUAGCACUAAGAGUUUUGGCUUUUUUGCGUGUCUUUAAUAUAGAAUAUGGGAAGGAAACAUAUACUUGAAAUUUACUGAACUGAUGUGUUACUAUGGCAUGCACCUGCGUGCUUCUCAAUAAAUAGUGCUGUCAAAAUGCGACAGUGAUUAAUGCGCAGUUUUAGUCAGUCAGGUGAUUGCAUUUUAAUUUCCCUAAAAAGUUUUAAGUUCCAGAAUUUUCUGCUUAAGGGUGUAUUUUCAUUGUCGUAUAAUUUUAUGUGCGUACACGCGUUAAAUGUAAAUUUUACUGGCGAAAAUAAGAUAGAGGCAAGGUAAUGUAUGAAUUAAUUCAUACAUUGACUCUAUCUGAUUUUCGCUAGCAAAAUUUAAAUGCGUGCGCAAGUAAAACUUACUCUACAGUGGUAAUCCAUCUUAAGGGGGAUAUUUUUUUGUUGAUCUUGCCCCCUAGAGUCAAGCGUUUAGCGACUAAAAUAUGUCACUUCCCAGCAAAUUUUUUUCAGCAGCUUAACUUACAAAGAAACAGAAACUCAAGUUCGCUGAGUAGCCUACUGUAGGUUCAAGGGAAUAUUUUCCCCUUCACUACUCUCCGCACAUUGGAAUGUAAUGUUAGUACAGAGACACGUGGAUUCGAACUUGGUCUAUUUAAAUUUGUAAAUAGUUAUCCUAACUUCUGCUUCAUUUCAGUUUUCGCAAAGAUUUGUUUGUCAGAAUACAACUUUGGUUGCGUCAUCACUCCAAUAAGGACGAACGUCAUCAAUGAAGCUCUCAACUGCUCCUUUAGUGGUCUCACUGUCGAAGCUGUAAACUGGACGAGAAAUGGACUACAUAUAAAAGAAGAUUUCAACAAAACUUGGUCAGCAGUAUCUGUUAACAGCAGUUCCCAUGACCAGGUUAUCGGAAAGUUCAAGUGUACCGCAAAGCGAGGUCAGAACUUGUAUUCAUGCUCGGCUAAUCCAAGUAAGUUGAAAUUUGAAGAUAAAUUGCAUUAAUCUUUAUUCGAAAUAUUUCGCAGUUUCUGGAUGAUAAGCUCAAAUUCCCCGGCUAUUUCUUUAUAACCAGCCUCCCCUCUAGGUCUUUUGCAAAGUUGGAAGGUGUAUAGUCAAUAUACAAUCGAGGCGUUGAGUUAUUGCCAAUAAUAGGAACUUCGUCCAGGCACCGGCGCGCAGCGCAGCGCGCCAGCGAAGGAUCAAUCUAGGUUUCUGGGAAACUGCCCUAAGCCAAGAUUUCGGCCCUAAGUGAGAAGUAAGUGAUAAUGUUGACAAAGGGGAGGGGUGGGUGGUCAGUUUCUCUAGAAACCUAAAUUGAUCCAAAAAGAAUUUCUAGAAAGAAAUGCACAAAUACGCAAUUCAUAUUACUCGACAGAUGUCGAGUGAUACUUUUUGAGGAGUAUCUGCAAUGAUAAAGUAUAGGAGAAAUUAAGGUUUUAAGAACUUAGAAAUAUUUGGAAUUGAAUUCGGCUCUCAUAUGAUUUGGGCCGAGAAGAACUGCUAUUAAUUCAAAGGCGGAAUAGCUAAAUUUCUAAAACUGAACGGAAGAAAAAGAUAUUGCUUGUUGGAAUUUAUCUACUACUUUUUGAUGAGCAUCUACAAAAGAAAUGUUUAUAUACUGAAACCGUGUCGAGAAAUAGUCUAUAGUUUUCAAGGAUGUCAGCUCCACGAAGAUAAGCUUGAUAAGGACUUAAAAAUAUUUCGAAUGGGAGGCUGUUAUGCCUUAUCAUCAAUAAUCAUAUUGUUAAACCACACCGAGUUCAUAGAACUGCGCAGUUCUUCCCUUCAGUUCUUUUCCGUCAGCUUCUUUCUUUCUUCCUAUUCUUUCCUGUCAUUGAAUCCCUCUUCAAAGUACACAUGGGCUUUAUUUUAUUUCGUUCAUAAAGGUAUUAUUAUUUUUUAAGGUAAACCGACCUUACAGCCCUUGCCUUCCGUUGAAAUAGUGGAAAAAGGACUUAACAAAAAGGUGGUUUGUAAAGCAAGUGGAUGGCCCGCACCUAAUCUUUCCUGGUGGAAAAAUGGAGUAAAGAUUUAUCAUGGUUAUAAAUAUAACUCAUACUCCAUCUAUCGCUCCAGUAGAGGGCCAAAUUUUAACGCGCUAAAUAUGAGGUUAAUUAUAGCUUCAAAUCACCAUCAUGGGACCUACACAUGUCGCGCCCACAACCUGUUUGGAACCUCCACACAAGAUAUCAACAUCAUGAUAAAACGUAAGUAAAGAUUUGCCGUUUAUAAUUAUUUUGUUAGGAACGUGGAACGAACAAGUUUUCUUAAGAAGAAGAGAGAAUAAAUGAACUUUGUGUUAGACCGUCAAGCAGAAAUUAAUGCCAUUCUCUCAGCGUAACGUAACAGACGAGUACAGCUCCUUAUGCUAAACUAGGGAGGAGGGUUGUUGAUGUCUAGAGACUAGCUUCUUAAAUUACGACUGUUUUUAAAAGGGCCAUGAUAUAACUAUUCCAUCUUUUUAAAAAGCUGAAAUGUGCCUUCAUAUCAGUUGCAUUACAAACAUAAUGGUCCAGUUUUGCUAUUUAAGACUAUAUUUAGGUAGGGAAACUGUUUCCUGUCGUCUUCUGCAACGGAUUGCAAGGAUCAGCAAUGGAUUGAAACAUGGCCGAAAAAUUAGCCCAACUUUUUUCAAGUUUUAAUGCCAUGCCUGCAAAAAAAAAAAACAAUAAAAAAUAUUAAGUUUAACACUGCUCUCUGAUUAAAUGGGUCUAAGUAAUGACAUCAGCACGGAAUUAACAUAGAACAGUAAUACCCUCGUGACAUAGUCCGAUCCCUUUAAGACAAGAAGGAAAAGGGGGAGUGUUGUCGUUGUAAAGAUACACGAUUUUCUUAUCUCGUUAAUUUCUUGGUAGUGGUAACAGAAGAAAUCUUCCUACCCAAUGAUAUGGACCAGUUUGCUGCUGUAGCAUUGGAAGGCAAGAAUACCACAUUAGAAUGCACUUGCCAACCGAAUAAAUGUAGUGAGGACAGCGCUUAUGUUUACUGGAAAUUCAAAAAGCAUUACGUUAAUCAAUCAGCAAGGACCAUGAUAUCUAAGAGAGGUCUGGACAACGGCCCGGUUAAAAUUGUGCUGACCAUACUCAACCUUUCGAUGGCUGACGAGGGGGAAUACUUGUGUGGAAUAAACACCACUCAGGGAUUUACAGAAAAGCAAUCAAAGCUGCAUGUCUUAAAAAAAGGUAGGAUAUUUUUCUUUAUAUUACAAAAAAAUAAUAAUAAAAUAAAAUAAAAUAAUGAUCUAAAAACUAUUUUUUCAAAAACGUCUUUUGCGCCGCGAUGCAGGGUCUUUACCUUGUUAGUCCCUAAAAAGAAAUUUUGCUUAGUUGGUCUCCAUAAAUUGUGUUAGACGUUUCAUCAAUCUUGGCAAAAGCUCACGAUUGUGGUAAUAUUUUUGGAUGAAGUCAAUAUGGGUACCAAAUAACUAUUUUACGAAUAUAUGAUCAUAAAACGACUUUAAUUUUCUGAUAAAUGGUAUGAUUAACAAGCAAAUCAAUCACGGUUAGAUCUCACUCACAAAAGUUUAAAUCUCUUCGCAGGUUCUUUCCCUUCCGCUCUGCCAAAGAACGAUUCUGUAAAGCUUCAUACUUCUGCGACACUAUCAUGCACAGUCAUCUAUCCGAAUGUCCUUACGACUACAUUACCAUUUAUUUACUGGAAAGUCAACCACACAUUAAUUACAGACAGUUCUAAGGAUUACAAAAUGAGAAAUGGCAUACCGCGCAAUCAUCCCAGUUUGACUAACACAAAAACAAAACUCCUCAGGCUUGAUUUCUUUAACGUCAGCAUGCAGGAUUUGGGUUGUUAUUAUUCCUGUGGCGUGAAAUUCAAUAAAGAUGUUUUGGUCGAGGCAACAAAAAUCUGCCUGCUCCUCCCGGCCAAGGAAGAAGCAUCAGGUAUUUUACAUCUUUUUAGAUACAGUAUUGAGUAGUCGUUGCCUAGUUUAGCUUGCUUUAUGUUAAAAUACAAGGUUCGAAAUCCUUUUGAAAUCCCGAUCGAGGUCGUUGAAACGUGACAACAUUAAAUUGUCAGUUUUUACGUGUUUUUGCAUCUUCUGGUAGUACUCUAAGUAUUGCUUUGGUGAAGUAUAUUUAACUUAUUUUAGCAGCUAUAGGAAGAUUCUUUUGGUAUUAAUUUUGAAAUCUAUAAAAACAUUGGAAUCAAACGAACGAAACCUACAGACAAUGGUUCCGUUAUUAUCAUCAUCAUCAUCAUUUUAUGUAAAAUAUCUACUACGACAACUUCACCAUAAUAGUCUUUGUCUUUCGAUGACCAAAAACAACAACUUCUGCCUUUUCCUUUUUUCUUUUAAACAUGUAUUUUUACAGAACCUGGUAAAUUUCCGCAGGAGCAUGGAUCCACGAACUCUCCAUUGGUGGCCAUUUCCUCCAUUACGGCAGGUGGUAUAAUAAUGGGUUUUGUCAUAGCGUUCGUUGCUUAUAGGCUAUGCCGCAGCAAGAGAAAUAGCGGAGAACCUUUUUUUGGUAAGGGUGUUCACAACUUCCCUAUAUUCUAUUCUCUUAGUAACCAUAGAAAUGACGCCAAAAUGUUCAAUACUAAAGUGCAUUCAGGAGUCGAAGCCCGGUGGUUUCACUGCAAAGUUUGAAUAUUAUACAUUAUCGCGUCUUUUCUAUGAUCGAGAAGGCAUAGAAAAUAGAAAUUGUUGUCGACUUGUACAAUUGAAUGAAAUUGAUAGUUUUUGAUGCCUACCUUCUUUAAGUUUCUCAAGAGGGAAAAGUGACAUUGAAAUCAUUUUUUUUUCCCGAAGAUCCCCCAGGGACAUAAGACAUUUUCAUUGUCGACGUGCGCUCCGGGUACUAAUAUCAGAGGCCUUAAGACCGAGGUUGAUCAUUUUACUGCAAACAACAAACUACGGUUUGCGGUUAACGGUUUCACGUUACCUGUCUGCCCAUAUUUGGGACUUAAGAUUUGCUGACGAUAGGUCGCGACUGCCAUGUUUGCUUCCAUUUAUCCACUUUCUUACCCCUAUUAUAGUCGAGAAAUUGCCUUUUGCAAUCGAUCUCGAUAACCAAUAUAUAAGCAAAAGAGUUCUGGAAAGUUGUAUUCCUACUCAAACGUGGGAUUGUGGUGUUGUAACGUAAAAAAAAAAACCUUUGCGGCAAAAAAGAGAAAUUACCAGUGGAAAAUCGUGGUCUUGUAGCCAGUUCUUGACGUGAACCUCAAACCUCAAACCUGACGGAAGAAAAAUUGACAAGGCCCAUGGUCACGUGACCUCUUGACGUUCGGUGCUUGCGUGAUUAUGCCAAAAAAAACCUCAGUUUUAAAGAAACUCUAAUUUCUUAGUUUCUUCUUUUGAAAAUUUCUUCAGUUCAGUGUCAAACGUGUGAUUGGGCGUUGGGGAAAAUUAAUUACCUCUGGAGCGUUGGAUGGAACCCCAACCAAACCUGACGCCAAGUUUCUGAUAUGUUGCAGUAUUUUAAAACCAUUUUACCUUUGGUGGAAAGCCUUUGAUCUUCUUAACAGCAUGAGGUAUAUUUUAGGUGUGGUGGGUCUGCUGGAGGCCUGUGACGUCACCAACAAUGGUCGCCAUCUUGGCCGCCAACUUGGAUUUUACCAAAAAUUAGGAAUCAGGUCAAAACCGCGACAAAUCUGUUUUUUUUUUGUGCUUUACAUGAAAAAUAACACAUAAAUAAGCCGUUUGCGGGAUUUUAGCCACAAGAUUUACUAUUAUUGUUGAAAGAAGUUGAAAAACAUGUAUUUUCACCCAAAAUUGGCUUGACCACCUGCUACGACGUCAUACGUCGUAACCAUAGCAACUGACAAUCACUAAACUUGUCUCAAAUUGUGCGCGAAGGAUGAAUGAACAGCUACACAAAACGUCAGGUACUGAUGUUUUAUCAUCUAAGAAAAAAACUCAGAAAAACCCUAUGGGGAGGCUUUCCACUAAAGGUAAAAUAGUUUCAAAAUACUGCAACUUAUCAAAAACUCCUGGGAGGGGUUCCAGUCACCCCCUCCUCCACCCCGACCCCACCUUGUACCACAGUGGGGGUAUGAAUUUGCGUGUACGCCCGAGGGUUAAAUAUAUUAGUUAGCGGUAUAGCGGUUCCGGUUCCUAAAACUAAGCAUGUAGCUUUCAUGUAUUUGACUGAAUUAAAAGAAUUUUAAACCGUUUUGCAAUUGCUCCCUUUAACUUAUUGCCCAUUUUCACUGAUAUGACCAUCAUUAAUUUGCCUUUUAACAGAAACUAAAGACAACGGUCGCAAGUUUCGAUAUGACGUGUUUGUGACUUUCAGCAGCCACGACUUGAACUGGGUUAAGAAAGAGUUGAUUCCGCUGGUGGAAAAACACAAACUCAACUACUGCAUACACCACAGAGACUUUGAGGUUGGCAAGCCUGUGGUAGACAACAUGGCGGAAAGCGUGUACACCAGUCGGAAAGUGCUAGCUGUUAUGUCACACAAUUAUCUUUCAAGCAAGUUUUGCCGCGGUGAACUGGAGAUGGCACUGUACCGAAGUACAGAGAUGGGUGACUCGUCCGUGAUCGUGAUGAGGAUUGAUGGCGUUGAUCGCAGUAAACUUCCAAAGGCGCUUCGUAACAGAACCUUCCUGGACUACAAUGACUUUGCCGAGAGGAAAAACUGGGAAGAAAGGCUGAUAAAGCAUCUCAAGCCACCACCUAUAGACAAAUCUCUGGAUAAAAACUCCACUAAAACGUACUCAAAGUUGAAAUCCACUGAAGUGUGA
This is a messenger RNA of Porites lobata, 12044 nucleotides long. The record is from the annotation of a GenBank genome assembly. Lineage: Eukaryota; Metazoa; Cnidaria; Anthozoa; Scleractinia; Poritidae.